Molecule: messenger RNA, 345 nt
Organism: Salpingoeca rosetta
Lineage: Eukaryota; Choanoflagellata; Craspedida; Salpingoecidae
Product: transcription elongation factor SPT4
Exons: 4
Coding region: 1-345 (114 amino acids)
Biological process (GO): mRNA processing; positive regulation of DNA-templated transcription, elongation; chromatin organization
Cellular component (GO): nucleus; DSIF complex
Molecular function (GO): RNA polymerase II complex binding; zinc ion binding
Source: RefSeq, a predicted model, not a curated record
AUGGCUGAGGAAGUGGUGAAUCCCAUGGACAUCUGCCCGGCGCAGACAAAGAAGCUGCGAGCGUGCAUUGCCUGCGGCCUGGUGAAGACGAGCCAACAGUUUGUGGAGAAUGGGUGUGAAAAUUGUGAAGAGUUCCUUGGACUCAAGGGUAACCCAGAAGGCGUUGAGACAUGCACAAGCGGCAACUUCCACGGGAUCAUUGCUCUGAUCGAACCCGGCGAUUCGUGGGUGGCGAGAGCAAAACGGCUCGGUGAGGUGACGGGGAGCCUGGCUGACGACGCAGUUAAGGAGUUGCCAGAGCCCAUCCGACAAAGAUAUCUCGCAGAACAGCAACAAGCAGAGUAG